CUAGCUCACGGACAUAAUUCGCCCACUAACACUACUCCACUCCACUUCUUCGCUCCACUUGACGACCAUUCCCAAAUGAAGGGGGGAGAGGUGAUUCAAGCUGUGAGCUUAGCCAGCUCUGUGGUUUCCAAGCUGUUUGAUGUGAUCGCAAGAGAGAAGACCAUCAGAGGAAAAGUGAAGAGGGGUCUAGAUUCCAUCCGACAGGAGAUGAAGUUGAUGAUCCACGACAUCAACUUAAAUGAGGAGAUGAACCAAGGAGGGACGCAUGAGAUCAAGCUUGUGCUACUGAAGGAGUUGGCUUGUGACAUCGAGGACUUCAUAGAUGUUACCUGGGUUCCGGGAGUAGCGUCUGGCCUCGUCUUCUCGGCCACUGGGAUUGAACCCCGAAAUGAUAUACUGGGAACAAUCGACGGUUUCAAGGAAAGAAUCCUGAGUGUACGGAAUUGGAAGCCCGGCGGUGACGGAUCCAGCCAUGUCGAAGACGGUGCUGGGGCGUGUUCCUGCACUUCAGCUGCAUCUGGUCAUUCUCAUAGUGAAGAGGCUACUCGCAGCAGCCAAAAAGAAGAAAAAGAGGCUAAUCUCUGGGGCAUCUGCAAACACAGAGAGCUUCUUUGCGAGUUGCUGUCAGAAGCCGAAAGGCAACCACCGGCGCUGAAGGUGAUCUCCAUCGUCGGAUGCCGUGGCGUGGGGAAGACUACUCUCGCAAGAGCAGUCUACAACCACUGUCGUGCCUCCGAUGAUUACGACUGCGUUGCUUGGGUUGUGGCAUCCGAAUGCCACCAUCGGGGGAACCUUCCGAGCAAGGUUCUCAAGGAACUUGGAUCAAAUGGGAUAUGCAGCCUCCAACGUUUCUUGCGGGACAAAAGGUGCCUGAUUGUUAUCGACGACGUCAGCGAUCCAAAAGUGUGGAAGGAUAUAAAACAUGAGUUCCCUGAAGAAGGCCCCAGUAGCAGAAUAAUUGUGACCAAAGCGUCCACUCCGUCGCAGCUGAAUGCAGCUGGGGCAGUUAUGUGUAUACAAUGCAAUGUUUGGGCAAAGAUGAUUCAGAAAAGGUAUUCUGGGAAAAGGUUGGUGAAAAGAAUCGAACACCUGCCCUACAGCGUGCUGCACAAGGCAUCCUCACGAAAUGUGGAGAUUUGCCACUGGCGCUGAUCAGCGCAGCUAAUUAUUUGCGCAAACAAGGACAGAUCGUGCUUCACGAGGCGGGAGGGAUCACAGUAAAGCACUGUGAAACCGCUGCCCGCACACUCGGACAGAAGAUACUACACCAAGAUGCCGAGUUCUCUGAUAUUAGUAAAGCUCUUCUCCAGUGCUACAACAAGCUUCCCAAUUCUGUUCACCAGAGCUGCUUGCUUUAUGCCAGUGUGUUCCCCAGAGGCCGCCCGAUUAACAGCAAGGUUCUGCUUAGAAGAUUGAUGGCUGAAGGAUUAGUUGUUGCAGAUGGCUGUCCCACCGAUGAAGAAGAUGCCAAAGGCUUUUUAGAUAAAUUCAUUGACUGCUGUAUCAUUGAACCCGUAGAGAUCAACAAUGACAGGGUUGUCAGGUGCAAAGUUCAGAGUAUAAUGCUCGAAUUCAUCAUCCACAAGGCGGUGUCAAAGAAUUUUAUCGCUCUGGUUGACAAAGAUGAGCUUCUGUCAAACAAAGGAACUGUCUUAGGUGUCCGUGUCCGCCGGCUCUCUGUUCAGGAUAGCAGCGAGGAAGGAAUUGACGAAGCUGUUAAAGGUAUCGACUUGUCAGUUAUGAGGUCGCUAACGAUCUUCGGAAGCCCUCUUCUUGACCUCCAAGCCUGCAAGUUGCUGCGAGUUCUGGAUCUGGAAGGUUGCAAGGGGUUCUGGAAUGAUGAUGUUUUCGGAAUCAUAUGCAAUCUGCUGUUUCUAAAGUACCUCAACCUCAGGCACACUGAUGUUGUCCAUCUUCCCGCAAAAAUACGCAGCCUAAAAUACUUGGAAACCCUGGAUAUUCGAGAUACAGGGGUCCAUGUUGUCCCCACUGAAGUCAUCAGUCUACCACGGUUAGCUCACCUGUUUGGCCAGUUUAAGCUAGCCCAUGGAAUCAAAGAGGAAACGUCAAAGAAAAGUAGACUGCAGACUCUGGCUGGAGUCGUCGUUACCAAGCAGGAAGACCAAAGUUUUGAGAACAUUAUUCUUCACGCUGGAAAGUUGAGGAAGGUUAAGAUCUAUGAAAGAACAUCACAGUCCUCCAACAUCUGUCCCAGUAAUAGAAGGUUGAGACUAUGCACUUAUUUUGGACGCCCUGGAGGAGCAUCGUCCUGCAAGUCGCCCUUGUUGCAAAUUAAGGAACGCUUCACCGGCAACAAAGCUCUCCAUGUUCUAUCAAUCAACUCAAGUUACUUCUCUACAGAGUUUGUAAAUUACUUACAGGCUCCCUGUGCUAUCACAUCUCUCAAACUACGGGGGAAACUGAAGGGUUUGCCUGAUACUACUACCCUGGAACAGCUGGUCAAUCUAAAUAAGCUGAUGCUCAUCUCAACUGGCUUGAGCGGUCAAGAUUUAUCGGCCCUGCAGAGUCUAGCUUACUUGCAAUAUCUCAAGCUAGCAGAAGAACACAAUGGGUUUCCAGCCGGCAGCUUCGUUGUGAAGAGUGGUGGAUUCCCGAGCCUAAACCGACUGUGCCUCGAGGCCCCAGAGCUUCCCCAACUGGAAUUCCAACCCGGAUCUAUGAAUUCUCUGACCAUUCUUGACCUAAUUUGUCCACAUCCAGAUAUGCCAGAGCCUGGUUCUUCGGGAAGCAGGUCUAGCGUGGUAGGCCUAUCAAAUCUUGAGAAUCUCAACGAGGUGAUCCUCCACUACUCUACCAUGGAGCAAAAAAUGAGAGCAUGGAAAGAGGAAGCGCUUAGGCACAAAAACAGGCCGUCUGUGAAGAAGCAACCAAAACCAAUCAUCCACGCGGCAUAGCCGUGAAUGACUGUUUGUGUCCCUAUGUGUUUUAGUCUGGUUCGUUCGCGUGUAAUAAUUGUCAGAGCUGCAUAUUACUGCGCCCUUUUGAGGCAUCGAGCAGCACGAUGAUGUGGUUUGGUUUUUGUAACUUGUUCACCAUGUAUUGAUUGUGAUUGUACCAAAACGUUGGUGUAUGCAGUGAAUCGAUCAUCUUAUUCAAUAUUCA
Panicum virgatum (switchgrass) is the source of this 3123-nucleotide messenger RNA. RefSeq names its product disease resistance protein RGA4-like. The coding region runs from base 76 to 1152 and encodes 358 amino acids. Gene Ontology annotation, molecular function: ADP binding. The record is from RefSeq and is a predicted model, not a curated record. The transcript has 2 exons. Gene Ontology annotation, biological process: defense response to other organism. NCBI's taxonomy places the organism in Eukaryota, Viridiplantae, Streptophyta, Magnoliopsida, Poales, Poaceae.